Stereum hirsutum FP-91666 SS1 is the source of this 567-nucleotide messenger RNA. RefSeq lists its product as uncharacterized. NCBI's taxonomy places the organism in Eukaryota, Fungi, Basidiomycota, Agaricomycetes, Russulales, Stereaceae. The record is from RefSeq and is a predicted model, not a curated record. The coding region runs from base 1 to 567 and encodes 188 amino acids. The transcript has 7 exons.
AUGCUUCUAUUGACAGUUAGGAAAAUUUACUCUCAUGUCGGAGAGAUGCGUAGACUAGGACAGACUACUAUCUCACGGAUAAUCCUGCGCGAUGGAGUUCUCUAUUACAUAGGUAUAUUCUUGAUUGCCGUUGCAAGUGGCUCUCUUCGGAUUGUAGGCGUCACUAAUCCCAAUUUGUUUGGGCGGGUAUUCGCCGGCAUAUUGACCCCGUUCUUCUCUGUAAUUCCUAAUGUCUUGGUCAACCGUCUGUUCCUCAACCUCCGGAGCUAUCAGAAUCCAAGCUACGGAUUGUCCUCCAGUGACACAACACUCCCCGCACCUGUGUUCGCUCAGAAUCGCCCAAACCGCUUUCUGGGCAACAUCGGAGAGCCUCUCGACUAUGGGCAAUGGGACGACGUUUUGGAUGAAGAGGGUGUUGAUGACGGAGCUGCUGAGAAUAAACCGGAGCUCAAUGACAUACGGGACCCAUUGACUACUCUUGUUCCAGUCGUCUACGAAGGAGCCGGCGCAGAGAAUAUUGAGAUGGUAUUUAUGCAACGAGACACUAUGCCGUCUGUUGGACCAUAG